Messenger RNA from Cornus florida, 2074 nucleotides. Its product is annotated as sialyltransferase-like protein 1. Gene Ontology annotation, molecular function: sialyltransferase activity. The transcript has 11 exons. Bases 138 to 1562 code for a protein of 474 amino acids. Gene Ontology annotation, biological process: pollen tube growth; pollen germination. Lineage: Eukaryota; Viridiplantae; Streptophyta; Magnoliopsida; Cornales; Cornaceae. The record is from RefSeq and is a predicted model, not a curated record.
GCGCUGUAGACGCGCAGCACGUGCGCUAGUUCAAUUUCCGAUCUUAAUCGCCGACUCGGAUCGGUGGGGACUCAGAUUUACUCUCCGACUGUCUAUCUGUGAUUUGAGCGGUGCGGAUCGGAUCAGAUCAGAGGAACAUGAGGAGAGCUCUGAAGGCAUCAUCAGCCAAGAGACCAGCACUGCUUCACCUACUCUGCGCUGCCGCCAUUUUCUCUCUCAUCGUUUUCGCCAUACAGUCCUCUCUCUUCACAGGUAACCAGAAACUCAAUAUCAACAGAGGGGAAGUUCGGAUCUUAUCUGAUUUUCAAUCAACCGUUCAGCAAUGCGUGGCAAGCAGAGGGCUUGGACUCACUGCACAUAUUAUUGAUCACUGCAAAUUGAUUCUUAAGUUCCCCGAAGGCACUAACAGCACCUGGUACAAUGAGCAGUUUAAGAUCUAUGAACCUUUAGAGUACAAGUAUGAUGUUUGCGAGGCAAUUCUAUUGUGGGAGCAGUAUCGUAACAUGACUACAGUAUUGACGAGAGAAUAUCUAGAUGCUCGGCCAGAUGGGUGGUUAGACUAUGCUGCCAAAAGGAUAGCACAAUUGGGUGCAGACAAAUGCUACAAUCGGUCUCUUUGCGAGGAGCACCUUAAUUUAAUUUUACCAGCAAAGCCACCCUUCCACCCUCGUCAGUUUAAGACAUGUGCUGUUGUUGGGAAUUCAGGAGACCUUUUAAAGACACAAUUUGGGAAAGAGAUCGAUAGUCAUGAUGCAGUUAUACGAGAUAAUGAGGCGCCCGUUACUAAGAAAUAUGCCAAGUAUGUUGGGCUGAAGAGAGAUUUCCGCCUGGUAGUAAGGGGUGCUGCACGUAACAUGGUUACCAUUCUCAAUGGAUCAUCUGAUGAGGUGCUUAUUAUCAAAAGUGUAACCCACAGAGAUUUUAAUGCAAUGAUAAAGAGUAUCCCGAAUCCGGUUUACCUCUUCCAAGGUAUUGUGCUACGCCGAGGUGCUAAAGGAACUGGAAUGAAAUCCAUAGAACUGGCACUGUCUAUGUGUGACAUUGUUGACAUAUACGGUUUCACUGUAGAUCCUGGCUAUACUGAAUGGACCCGAUACUUCUCCACACCGAGGAAGGGGCACAAUCCACUUCAAGGAAGGGCAUAUUACCAACUCCUCGAAUGCCUUGGUGUUAUCAGGAUUCAUUCUCCCAUGAGAGCUAAGAGGAAGCAAGACUGGUCAGAUGUGCCAAGUCGAGAAAUGAUAAGCAGAGCUCAUGCAGCAGCAUUGCGCUUGAAGAGGAGUCAAACUGGUCAAGUUGAUGGGUUGAGACAGUUCGGUAGCUGUAAGGUGUGGGGCAAUGUGGGUCCCAAUGGCAGUGGUCCCAUCUCUGGAUCUCCAGACAUGAGUGAUGUCAGGAAGUCUUCAAAUUACAGCAAGUGGGAAAUCACUCCCUUUGAGAGUCUUAGAGGGGAAGCACAGGAUCACUAUAUUCAAAUGGAAGGCGUCAAUCUGUACAAAAUGGAUGGCAAUAAAUUGGAUGAUCUGGUAUGCGUGAGACAUUCCUCAAAAUCCGUGGUAUAAGCAAAAAGCUUUUCGGUUUAUGAACAUGUCAAUUGGUUGAGAUCACACAAUCAGGAUGGAUGGAUGGAUGUUAACUUCUGUUAGUGCUGCCACUCCUUUUACCUUUGAAGCACACACAGGGAUGUGACGUGGGCCAGGUAUGCAUCGCGCUAGUGGCAGUGGCCUGUUUGCAUUCAACCCAAACAGUAAAAGCGGCAAGGAAUUCUGUGUGUAAGAUUUCUAUGUGGGUGGUUAGAAGAUGAAGGCAAUGGAAAUUUGGAGAAAGCCAUUAUAGUUGUGUUUGAAUUUUUUGUUGGAAUUAAAAUAUGUUACUGCAAUCAACAAUGUUGAGUAUUUUGGGUGAACUCUAAUUUAGCAUAUACUAUACUUGGCCAAAAUUAAUUAUUUUGAAAUGUAUCCUAGUACAUGUUUAAACAUGAUUGUAUGUUGGUCAAUUUAUAUUGACGUGUAUCUACCUCGACCUUUAUCACCAUUUUAGGUGUGGUAGCUGAAUGCAAAUCUUCUCUUUUCAA